CUGGGACUGAAACACUCAUUUGGCACUGUGUACCAUCCACAGUCACAGGGGAAGGUUGAAUCAAACCCUUAAAACCAUGUCCAGACCGCCAGAAGUACCUAAACAAAACGCACGUAUGCAUGGGGAGAACUUGCAAACUCCAUGCAGAAGGACCCCUGGCCAGGAGUCAAAACCAGGUCCUUCUUGCUGCGAGGAAACAGUGCUACCAACUGUGCCACCUUGCAGCUACAUUCCAAGCAGUGCUUUCAAAAUAGAUGGAGGUGAUUAUAAUCAUAAGACUAUAAAAAGAACACAAUAGAAGCAAGCUCAGUUAAGCUCUUGUCUAUCCUGCAGGCUGGACAAAAAAAAAAUGUUGUUCGACUGGAUUAUCUGGUUUUCUAAGAUGAUUAGUUCCAUGCCACAGAACAGAAUACAGUCUCAGGAGAGUCUCUCAGGGGGCGGAUGGAGAAGCUGUUGUUCACGCUUGUAACUCUUGUUGUGGUGUCGUCCUGCAGUGGUCAAACUUCAUCCUGCAGUAAUAAUCCAUGUCCAAAGUACCAAGUUAUAGACACACACAAGGAUUUUGAGGAGCGUCACUAUGUUGACACUGACUGGAUAACCACUAAGUUGAGCAGCAAAGACAGCAAUUCACUCAUUGCUGCAGCUAAGACACUGAGGGCUUUCUGCGCUAAACAGAAGGAAGCAGGUCAUAAGAUAAUUGACGGCUGGCCUGCACUGAUGACCACAGCAGAGGGUAAUGAUCAUUCUACAUCCUUGUCCUGGUUUCUUGCUCCUGGGUCUAAGCCUGAGCUCACUGAUACAUCAGUCACAAUGGAGCACAAAGCUGCAACCACCAUCUAUGUCAGGUCUUACAGUGGAAUCCCAAGCCUCAUCACUGCUGAGAAAAACAGAAAUAAUCUCUGUGAGGCUUUGGUUAAAGCAGGAAAAAAGUUCAAUCCCAGCAUUUCUACUGGGGCUCACUAUGAAUCCUACUUCUCAUUUACUCACCACAAUGAAGUCUGGGUCUACAGCGCCUGAAAGCAGCUGAAGGGAUGAGAUGGUGCCGUGUGUCAUGUAAUCACUGUGGUUUACCUAUACUUAUUUUCUAUACUGAACAUGUUUUUCCCUCUAUGCAUUAGUAUGUUAUGUAAGAUAUGAGUUGCACCAACCAACCCUUUGAGUCAUGUCAGUUUUUGCAGACAGAAAUGCUUAAAAUACACCCUCAUCCUUUCCUAUAGCCACAUAAUUCUGUUCAAACAUAUGUGCUCCAAGACAAUAAACCAUAACUGUGAUGUGUAGAGAUGUUUAAUUUCACUUUUGUUUAUUUUAGGGUUUUUUUGUUGCAAAAGGGGAUUUAAAGUCUGCUCUGAAGGAUUUCCCAAAGGUUUUCGUAUUCCAGGAAAAUGCAGUUUACCAAUUAAAUCAGUUUGCUGUAAAGCUUUCACUCAUUGUCUUCAUGGUAACACAACUAGCUCUUUAUAUAGUAAUUGUUUCCUAUGCUAAUUGUGUCAGACAUACGGUACAUUUGAACUUAAAUAAAGUGCAUGUAGUGUGUAUUGAA
Messenger RNA from Girardinichthys multiradiatus, 1540 nucleotides. RefSeq names its product heme-binding protein 2-like. The transcript has 4 exons. Bases 442 to 1017 code for a protein of 191 amino acids. Gene Ontology annotation, cellular component: cytoplasm. The record is from RefSeq and is a predicted model, not a curated record. NCBI's taxonomy places the organism in Eukaryota, Metazoa, Chordata, Actinopteri, Cyprinodontiformes, Goodeidae.